CGUGCCCGAGGUGCCGUGCGGGGCUUGGCUUUGCGCAACGGUGCUGUUUUCUUGCGCCUUGGGGUUGCUUGUGCAUGGGUGGGAGCUUAUAGGGUUGGAGUUUUUGCAUCUGUUUUUGUUACGUCUAUUUCUUUCGGGAUUAUUUUAAAGGAAGACAUGGUUAUCAAGGUCUUUAUUGCAACGCAGUCCGGUUCCACGGCGAUCAAGAAGAAACAACAGGAUGUUCUCGGCUUCUUAGAAGCCAAUAAAAUAGACUUCAAAGAAAUGGAUAUAGCAGCAAAUGAGGACAACCGAAAGUGGAUGCGGGAAAAUGUUCCCGGGGAAAAGCGCCCUCAGAACGGUAUUCCUCUUCCGCCACAGAUAUUUAAUGAUGAGCUGUAUUGUGGGGAUUUCGAUGCUUUUUUCAAUGCCAAAGAGGAUAAUGGAGUUUACGCAUUUCUUGGCCUGACACCACCACCUGGUUCAAAGGAAGCACAUCAGGCUGCAAUCAUCCAGAACGGUGAAGUUCCAGAAAAUAAAACAAUCCUUCCCUUGCAUAGAACCACCGAAGAUCAGCUCGGAGAAAAUAAUGAAAUGUUGCAUAAUCACUUUGAGCGGUCAACAGAUAUAAAUGAAAACAUUGAGAGUGAAACUGCAAAGGACGAGGAGUCUGCUCAGCAAAUGGUUGAGCCAGAAGACCAUGUAGGAGAAUCUCUCAAACCUGAGUCGACUCCUGAAGGCGAAUUGGUGGAAAAAGAGGACAAGGAAGAAGAGGAACCAGUUUCAGAGAAUGAAGAAGAGCAGCCUGUAACUGAGGAGGAGGAAGAUGAAGAACCAGUGACUGAGGAUGAAGCGGAUGAAUCUUAAAACAAUGUUUUUGCUUUUGUAUGAUUUCCUCUGCAAGGGUUUAAGGAAGCCGAAGCUCUUGCAGAACAGCAACAAGUGUAGGAACUUGAACCAGGAACAUUGGACCACCCAUGGUAAUCUCAGAAAAACAUUGGCGCUGCCCAAAAAAGCUCUUCAUUUCAACGCAUGAAUUUCAACAGAGGCAUAGCUUUCGAACCUCCACUCCCUUUUGCAAACGCUGAGCCUCAACCAAACUAGCCCCUCCGUUUUGUAGAUGAUUUAGAUUCAGUGGACUUUUUAGAUGCAAAACUAAGUUUUUGGAAGUUAAUGCAAGCAGUCCGAUUUUCUAAGGCAUGGUUAAGCUCUGCUUCUGUUUCUGGAAAUUUCUUCCUUGGAAAUGCCAAUUAGAGCCUUAAAUCAAAGCUUUCCUCAAAAAAAAAUACUGCCAAUUAUUGCAAAAUUUUGCAUCAUCUUAAUUUUGCCGAGUUGCCUAUUUUCCCCUCUUUUUAUCUGCCGGUGUUCCUUUCACUGAAAUCAGUUGCUGUGAAUGUUGGAGAGUAAUUACUGAUAAAUGAUGCAAUGAAUUUUUUUUAUAUAAAAUUGUCUGUCAUGAUUUAUUUUAAUUUUGCACAACAUAAUUUACAUUCAUCCCCAAAUCUGACCGUGCAUGUUGAUUCCAGUUCUACGUAGCAGAUUUGUUUCUAUCUUGAGGUAUGCAGCCCGAAAUUAGUUCUCCAUUCUCAAUUCUUACAGCAACACCUUUUCCAAUUUCAUGUUGAGGUCUAUUUCAAGUAAGUAAAAUACUCAAAACUUCCUGCAGCAAAGUAUGUAUUCUUCACAUUACAAAGCAAUUUUAAAAUUGUUAGGUUAUGUAAAACUAAAAUGCACAGUUAAUUAGCAACAGUUCUCCUCCAGACACAUGACUACUGAUAUGAAUAUUGGCAGGCAAAUUUUAAUAAUAUGUGCCUCAUAGGUCUUUGCCCAAUACUACACCUAACAAUUGAAGCAGAUAGAUUGGUUGAUUUAUUUGUUUAACCCUGUUGCAUUCAAUAUUGAGGGAGAGUGCAGAGCACACCAGGAGGGCAAGCAUGCAGGAUAUUCAACUGAAUUUUAUUGCUAAUACUGCUUAUACAAUAUGUGAAGUCCCCCAUGUGGGAGCAGCUAACUGAGUGACAUGGGAUUAACCUAUUAAGGGCACUGCUAGAGCCACGGCAGGCAGCAAUGCCAAGCAGGAAACAACAUCUUUCUGUAAGUCUCACUGGAAGUCGGGGAGAAAGCUAAUAUUCCAGAUCUCUGAAAGUUUAUUAAUGCUUCAGGUUCCCUCCUUGCCUGGCAUAUCUCCAGCUUUUUCUGCUUUUUAUUUCAGAUUUCUCUUCCUUUUGCAUUUGGGCAAUGUUUCUGUGAUAUUUUUCACAAUGACAAAUGUCCCGGGAAAAAAAGAACAAACUUGAUCUUGAACUUGAACAGCAUUAUGCUGUUUGAAUAAUAUUUAGUUAAAAUGUGAGAUAACUAAGAAUUAAAUAUAGUCUCUCUGAUUCAUAACCAAGAGUUUGAUCAAGUUUAGAGCAUUAAUUAAUUUGGGAUGCCAAUAAAAACU
Messenger RNA from Mobula hypostoma (lesser devil ray), 2422 nucleotides. RefSeq names its product adapter SH3BGRL-like. Bases 157 to 846 code for a protein of 229 amino acids. Lineage: Eukaryota; Metazoa; Chordata; Chondrichthyes; Myliobatiformes; Myliobatidae. The record is from RefSeq and is a predicted model, not a curated record. The transcript has 12 exons. Gene Ontology annotation, cellular component: cytoplasm.